AAUCCACGUUGGUAGCUGGGAAUCUCUAAGGCGGAAAAAUGGUUCCGGGUUGACGAGUUGAAGGAUUGUUUGUCUUAUUUGCCGUAAUUAGUUUCUUUUUGAACGAUCGAUAAGGCACUUAUGAGUUUUGAUGAGGAAGUUUCGAGGAGCGAGCUGUCCGAAUUGGUGCAUUACUUCUCAAAAUAUCCCUUCCGAGCGCGGGAUGCCAACUCAAAGAUAGAGGGUAUCCAGAAGAAAUGUUUGCAGCUGUUUGCUAAAGAUUACAAAUUUACGACAAUUACCAACAGCAAUGGAGACUUGUGUAACCAUUACCCACUUAAACUGGUUAUUUUAGAGUCAAAGCUUUAUUGUGGAGAAUCGGAAAAGAACGAAAGUCAAAAGGCAAAUGAUGCAAGGGAACUUCGAGAUCUGUUUGUGAAGGCCAGAUUCGCCAGAUGCAGAUCAAGAUUUGUUGUUCCAGUUAUUCUCUUUGAGGGAAAGAAUAUUUGCAGAUCAGCUACAUUAUCAGGGGGACCUGAAAUUUAUGGUCGAUCUGGAUAUGAUCUCCUUUUUGCAGGUGGUGAAAGUAUCCCUGAUAAUCCACUAGAAGAAGUUAAUGGAGUGAAUGGCACAGGGUCUCUUUAUUCAAGCGCUAGUGGUGAAUAUGACUUAUUUGACCGCAUCCGAGGUCAGGAUAUCCGCUUGCUCAAAACCCUCAAAGUCAAGUACAUCUGCGACUUAAUGGUGGAGAAAAAGAAAGUCAAGUUUGGAAUGAGGGUUUCAUCUUCAGAGAAGGUGGACAAAAUCCAGCGAUACUCAGACUUUUGUUUGUGUUCUGUUCCUUAUCCAGGCUGUGAGUUUUUCAGAGAUUUCAAGGAGAAUGAGUACAAUGCAGAUGGUUUACAUUUUAACUGGAAACAGGAUUAUGUAGACACAAAAUUAAAUGUUCCUGAUUUGCUGCUGCAUCGUCAAGGAAUCGAAUGGCACAACUACCAGUUAUGGGAUCUUGUAACAUUGACUCAAAACUAUUUGAAUCUUUUGAUUAGCUGUGUCAAAGAUGGGGAAGGAGGCCUUUUGAUACACUGCAUUUCAGGAUGGGACAGAACUCCUUUAUUUAUUUCACUCCUUAGGAUGUCUUUAUGGGCGGAUGGCAAAAUUCAUCAGUCGCUGAGUCCUGCAGAGCUACUUUUCCUGACCAUAGCUUAUGACUGGUUCUUAUUUGGGCAUGGUCUCCCUGAAAGACUUCAGCGUGGAGAAGAGGUUUUCUUCUUUUGUUUCAAUUUCUUGAAAAACAUAGCUUCAGAUGACUUUUCUGUAAACUCAACUUCAACCCGGAGAGUUGGUGAUAAGCGAAGUGAUUCUAUAGGUCCGUUUGAUGUUGGUGCAGUUCUCUUGGAUGAUCGAUUGUCACGCGGGAGUAACUCAAGUCUGAGUAGCUGUAGUAGCAUGACGUCAGAACAAAGAACAAGUUUCUUUAUAGGCCAGGAGAUAGCAGAAGAUACAGAACUAGCUUCCUCCUCGUUUACCCAUUGUAAUGGGGCACGCGCAGCGUAUCAUUCUCCGCCUCGUUCUCACGCAGAUCAUGAAUUUCGUCACCAGUCCACUAGUCCUCUUCCGGUACCUCGUCGGUCAAGAAAGAACUCAACUCAGUCUGAUCAAAAACCAUCCUUUACAUGUGGAAGUUGGCAGCUGAUAUCUGGAACAGGAAGUCCGAAUGGAACUACCACCGUCCGGGACUCUCCAAUAUCCGCACUUGGACACGGCAGCAGCUCCACAAGCUUAGCCGAAAGCGUGGACGAGGUCUCUGAGCGACAGAUGCGUUUAGGAGCCGUCCGUAGCCUGUUUCUUCAACUUUAUUUCAAGGCUGUUGGCAACACGACAAAGUACGAAGGCAGCAAUUCUUUCUCAAGUAUUCUCGAUCAAGUAAGCGAGAAACUACGCGAAGGAUGGGGCACCGUCGUUUAGGCUAAUCAAUUCUAAUUCGAUUCAAAAUUUGUUUGAACACCCUCUAACCGAAAAAUUGCACUUGUUCAAGUACCCAAACCGAGUUUGCUCAGUUCAUGGUCAUCUUUCACUCACCUGUACUCCCUUUACACUAAAUGCCACAUUUUAAAUCUCAAUCCGAUCUAGAAACAUCGGACAAGAGAAAGCACCUGGUGGAAUGUCCAUUGCGAAAUUCUCAUUUCUUUAUUCCAUCUUAUACCCUGACUUACAGUUGUGCUGCGAUUAAAUCCUCUUGUUGUGUUAAUUAUCCUCUGAAUCAUAUCUCUUUAUUCAAAGAAUUGAAAAUUUGGAAAAUUAUUUUCCACCUCGUUCCACUCUCCUCCUCCUUCGCGGGAAGAAAGUGUGAGGACACUGGGAACGAGUUUGGUUUUAUCAAACCAAGUCUGGCGUAGUAUUUGCUCGCUGAACCCAGUUUCUUUUCACCUAAUUUUAGAGAAAAUACUGGACGACGUUCUUCAAAACAAGUGAAAUCACAGAACUAAACUGAAUUUUACGUAGCUGUUAGAUGCAGUGAAAACAGAUGAACACAAACAUUUUAGACCAGACCCACUAAACUUUCGACAACGAUUAACUCUGAACAAUUCUCAAAUUAAAAAAGAUCAGCGUUUAGUCCCUUUCAUAAACGAACUGAACAGCCUCUUUUUCUGCAAGGGCUGUGAGAGGCUGUGUGAGCAAUCUUCUGAGCGAGCGAUUGGUAACUAGUGCAAAGCGCAAGGGACCUUGGAAGGAAUUAACAACUAUGCUUUCCCUUCCUUUUGCGGCCCAUAAUUUGUGGCCCAUAAUUUUGUAAGUAGAGAGAGGUCUGGGCAAGAGGCUGCUGUAAGACCAGGCAAAUCUUAUGAAAAGGAAGAAAAUUACGAAAACAAAAUUAGUAUCUAAUUGUUGUUAGUAACGAAUAUUUGUUAUUCAGAAGAACAUUGGAAGUUUUCUAUCGCGAACUAGAGGAGUGGAUGUAUCGGUGAAAAAAUUAA
Molecule: messenger RNA, 2954 nt
Organism: Stylophora pistillata
Lineage: Eukaryota; Metazoa; Cnidaria; Anthozoa; Scleractinia; Pocilloporidae
Product: phosphatidylinositol-3,5-bisphosphate 3-phosphatase MTMR14
Biological process (GO): dephosphorylation
Molecular function (GO): phosphatidylinositol-3-phosphate phosphatase activity
Source: RefSeq, a predicted model, not a curated record